GGUGGCGGGCGGGACCAACAAAGAUGGCGGUGGCCCCGGCGGCGGCAGUGACCUGGGCGACAGCUGCGGCUGAAGCUGCAGCCGGGCCCGCAAGGGUGCUGCACGGGGGCAGUGGGGGGCGGCCCUGAGCUGGGGCCUGGCCCCGGCUGGGCUUCCCCGCCGCUCACCGGGGAACAGGUCCAGCGUGAAGUUCACAAUGCCCCAGGCCUCUGAGCACCGCCUGGGCCGGACCCGGGAGCCACCUGUCAAUGUCCAGCCCCGAGUGGGAUCCAAACUACCAUUUGCCCCCCGGGCCCGCAGCAAGGAGCGCCGAAACCCAGCCCCUGGGCCAAACCCCAUGUUACGGCCUCUGCCGCCCCGGCCAGGUCCACCUGAAGAACGGCUCAAGAAACUGGAGCUGGGACGGACACGGACCUCAGGCCCUCGUCCCAGAGGCCCCCUUCGGGCAGAUCAUGGAGUUCCUCUGCCUGGCUCACCACCCCCAGCUGUGGCCCUGCCUCUUCCGUCCAGGACCAACCUAGCCCGUUCCAAGUCUGUGAGCAGUGGGGACUUGCGUCCAAUGGGGAUUGCCUUGGGAGGGCACCGAGGCGCUGGAGAGCUAGGGGCUGCACUGAGCCGCUUGGCGCUCAGGCCUGAGCCACCCACUUUGAGACGUAGCACCUCUCUCCGCCGCCUAGGGGGCUUUCCUGGGCCUCCCACCUUGCUCAGCAUACGGACAGAGCCCCCUACUUCCCAUGGCACUUUUCACGUGAUAUCUGCCCGGCCCUCCGAGUCUUUCUACUCCGAUGACAAGAUGGCUCAUCACACACUGCUUCUGGGCUCUGGUCACAUUGGCCUCCGGAAUCUGGGGAACACGUGCUUCCUGAAUGCCGUGCUACAGUGUUUGAGCAGCACACGGCCUCUCCGGGACUUCUGCCUUCGAAGGGACUUCCGUCAAGAGGUGCCUGGAGGGGGUCGAGCCCAAGAGCUCACUGAAGCCUUUGCAGAUGUGAUUGGUGCCCUGUGGCACCCUGACUCCUGCGAAGCUGUGAAUCCCACUCGAUUCCGAGCUGUCUUCCAGAAAUACGUUCCCUCCUUCUCUGGAUACAGCCAGCAGGAUGCCCAGGAGUUCCUGAAGCUCCUCAUGGAGCGGCUACACCUUGAAAUCAACCGACGAGGCCGCCGGGCUCCGCCAAUCCUGGCCAAUAGUUCAGCGCCCUCUCCACCCCGCCGUGGAGGGACUCUGCUAGAAGAACCUGACUUAAAUGAUGACGACCGGGCCAACCUAAUGUGGAAGCGUUACCUGGAGCGAGAGGACAGCAAGAUUGUGGACCUGUUUGUGGGCCAGUUGAAAAGUUGUCUCAAGUGCCAGGCCUGUGGGUAUCGCUCCACGACCUUCGAGGUUUUUUGUGACCUGUCCCUGCCCAUCCCCAAGAAAGGAUUUGCCGGGGGCAAGGUGUCUCUGCGGGACUGUUUCAGCCUUUUCACCAAGGAAGAAGAGCUAGAGUCAGAAAAUGCCCCAGUGUGUGACCGAUGUCGGCAGAAAACACGAAGCACCAAAAAGCUGACAGUACAGAGAUUCCCCCGAAUUCUUGUGCUCCAUCUUAACCGAUUUUCCGCCUCCCGAGGCUCCAUCAAGAAGAGUUCUGUAGGUGUAGACUUCCCGCUGCAGCGACUGAGCCUAGGAGACUUUGCCAGCGACAAAGCUGGAAGUCCGGUGUAUCAGCUGUAUGCCCUUUGCAACCACUCUGGCAGUGUCCACUAUGGCCACUACACAGCCCUGUGCCGGUGCCAGACUGGUUGGCAUGUCUACAAUGACUCUCGUGUCUCCCCCGUCAGUGAAAACCAGGUGGCAUCCAGUGAGGGCUACGUGCUGUUCUACCAACUGACACAGGAGCCACCCCGGUGCCUGUGACACCCCUUUAAACCCUGGCACCUGUGAAACCCUUUCAACAUCCUUAAGCCCCAGGCUCCCCAUUUACCUCAGAGACGUCUAUUUUUGUGUCUUUUUAAUUGGGGAGGGGGGAGGGGUGACUGUAGCUCCCAUUAUUUUUUUUAUCUAAGAAGUACCCUUCCACCUGGAGGUCCCCUCGUCUCCCAGCACUAUGUACAAAGCGCCCCAGGCCCUGCCCGUGUACAGCCCCCGGACUCUACAAUCUCACUUUUUGUGAAUAAAUUUAUUAAGAAAAACUGA
Molossus molossus (Pallas's mastiff bat) is the source of this 2173-nucleotide messenger RNA. RefSeq names its product ubiquitin specific peptidase 21 (gene USP21). Gene Ontology annotation, biological process: protein deubiquitination. The record is from RefSeq and is a predicted model, not a curated record. NCBI's taxonomy places the organism in Eukaryota, Metazoa, Chordata, Mammalia, Chiroptera, Molossidae. Bases 197 to 1894 code for a protein of 565 amino acids. Gene Ontology annotation, cellular component: cytoplasm. Gene Ontology annotation, molecular function: cysteine-type deubiquitinase activity. The transcript has 13 exons.